This is a messenger RNA of Soboliphyme baturini, 279 nucleotides long. NCBI's taxonomy places the organism in Eukaryota, Metazoa, Nematoda, Enoplea, Dioctophymatida, Soboliphymatidae. The record is from the annotation of a GenBank genome assembly.
AUGAGCAUCUCCAAGCCAACUUUUCCAUCUGAUAUAACGCUGAACAUUCCAACUAAACCCAUGCGCAUUCCCCGACCGAAAGUCGAGAACAUGGAAUUUGUAACAACCGGCAGAAACUCGGGCUUCUACAAGGCGACGUGGAUACGUGAUAAGCCAACGUCAAAAUUACCUUCCGCCAUGGAGAUCACUGAAAACAUUAAGGAGCAAAUCGGACAAGCAGUAAAGGAAAGAGAAAACAAGGACAAAAAUGAAAACAGCGGCUUGGACGGCAAGUUGUAA